Molecule: messenger RNA, 869 nt
Organism: Carica papaya (papaya)
Lineage: Eukaryota; Viridiplantae; Streptophyta; Magnoliopsida; Brassicales; Caricaceae
Product: coatomer subunit zeta-2-like
Biological process (GO): retrograde vesicle-mediated transport, Golgi to endoplasmic reticulum; intra-Golgi vesicle-mediated transport; intracellular protein transport
Cellular component (GO): COPI vesicle coat
Source: RefSeq, a predicted model, not a curated record
CGAUUGCACUAAAUAAUCAAAUCGAGCUGCGAGGUCGCCAACUGAAACAAGCAUUUCAAGUAAAUUUUCAUUCUUCGGAGAAGUAAAUCCUCGUUCUGACAAAACCUCGAAUCAAUGGAGACGUGCCCCUCUGUAAAAAAUAUCCUUCUUCUGGAUUCUGAAGGUAAACGUGUGGCUAUUAAAUAUUUUUCAGAUGACUGGCCAACAAACAAUGCAAAGGAAGAAUUUGAGAAAGUCGUGUUUACCAAAACACAAAAGACAAAUGCUCGUACUGAAGCUGAGAUAGCAAUGUUUGAAAACAAUAUUGUUGUCUACAAGUUUGUUCAAGAUCUCCACUUUUUUGUAACUGGGAGUGAAGAUGAAAAUGAGCUUAUCUUAGCCAUUGUUCUCCAGGGAUUCUUUGAUCCAGUUGGCCUUCUCCUUAGAGGCAGUGUGGACAAACGAGAGGCACUGGAGAAUCUAGAUCUUGUUUUGUUAUGCCUUGAUGAAAUCGUUGAUGGCGGUAUUAUACUCGAAACUGAUGCAAAUGUUAUUGCUGGGAAAGUUGCAAAUCAUACUAUGGAUGCUGGGGCUCCUUUGUCCGAGCAGUCAAUAAGCCAAGCGUUGGCCACUGCGCGUGAACAUUUAGCAAGAUCUCUCCUCAAGUGAUGCUUGCAAGACAUUAUAGGCUGGUCUGGUGGAUAGAGAAUCAGGUUACUUCUGAAUUAAUUUUUUGGGCUGCCAAAUGCUCUAUUUCCUAUGUGCAUUUUGAUGUUCUUUUUUUUUUUCAAAUUAUUUUCAUGGUUUUUGUUUAAAUUGGCAUGGAUGUGAUGUAACGGCCCCGAAAAUUUAAAUGAAAUGUAUGUAUUAAAAAUCUCAAAUGCGGAAGC